AUGGCAAAGACAGCAUUCUCCAUUUUGAUCAUUGUCCCUGCAAUCGGUUUGUCUCUUGCAGCCAAUACUUUGGGCACGAACCAGUCAAUCAGUUAUGAAGAAACAUUAUUCAGUCCUCAAACUGUCGUGUGGGUUGCUAACAGAGAUAACCCGCUAGCCGAUCAGAACGGUGUUCUCAGAUUUAGCAAUGUGAGCAAUAUGGUUGUUCUCAAACAGUUGAACGGUGUUGUUUGGUCUUCGAAGUUGUCCAGGGUCCUCAAGAAUCCAGUUGCACAGCUCCUGGAUUCGAGAAAUCUUCUUUGGGAUAAAUCUAGUUCGAGUGCUGAUGAAGCCUAUUCAUGGCAAAACUUUGAUUACCUGACUGACACGCUUUUACCAGGUAUGAAGCUGGGGUUGAAUUUGAAAACGGGCCUUGAACGUCGUCUGAUCGCGUGGAAAAGCAUGAACGACCCUUCUCCUGGAGAUUACAUACAUGCGUUAAACUGUCGUCAGGGGCUACCUCAGCAUGAAGUAGUCCAAGAGGAUCUGCAAAGGAAAAUAUUACGAACCGGGCAAUGGAACGGAGUUCAAUUUGUUGGCGGUCCCAUUAUGCCCAGCGUAGCUAUUGUGCCCAUGUUCGCGAACAAUGAAGCUGAGAUCUCCUUCAUGCUUGAGGUUCAGGACAAUCGACUUUUCGUGAAAAUGACAUUGCAUUAUUUGGGAGUGACGCAGCUUCUUGUGGUGAAUAGAUCAACAAGCGCCACGUGGAAUGUCAAACGCGAGUUCCCUAGUGAUCCGUGCGACACUUAUGGCAGGUGUGGUGCUAAUGCCAUCUGCAACAUUAGCUCGUGCGAAUGUGUGAAAGGUUUCAUGCCUAAUUCGCCAGACAAAUGGGGAUCACUUGAUUUUUCUGGCGGAUGCAAAAGGAUAAUACACAUAAAUUGUUCGAAAGGAGACUGCUUCUUGGAAAUUAAACAUGUUAAACUGCCCGACCUGUUGGCAUUUGCGCUGAACAAGAGUAUGAGCCUCUCGGAAUGUGAGGACAAGUGCUUGAGGAAUUGUUCGUGCACAGCAUAUGCUAAUUCAGAUGUUAGAAGCUAA
This is a messenger RNA of Rhodamnia argentea, 1080 nucleotides long. Its product is annotated as S-locus-specific glycoprotein S6-like. The record is from RefSeq and is a predicted model, not a curated record. The coding region runs from base 1 to 1080 and encodes 359 amino acids. Lineage: Eukaryota; Viridiplantae; Streptophyta; Magnoliopsida; Myrtales; Myrtaceae. The transcript is spliced from 2 exons. Gene Ontology annotation, biological process: recognition of pollen.